AUGGCGCGUGGCCCUGAACUAGACGUCUAUACGCGUGAGCGUAUCUGCGAGCUCAAAUUCACGAAUAAAUGGGGUGGCCGACGCAUCAAAAAAUAUCGCUUUCCUGAUAUUCCACUAUCAACAAUCCACUAUACCCUUCGAAUGGAAUCGAAGCGGCGAAAUAGCGCUAGUUUAUAUCGUUCUGGCCAACCACGCAAGCUUACCGAAGAGGACCGAGAUCGUGUGUAUGAUGCUAUUCAGUCGAAUCCCUCUAUUACGCGCGAGGAUCUACUAAGUGUGGUUGAUUAUAAGGUCCACGCGACGUCGAUCUGGCGACUAACGCAUCAAAUGGGUCUUCGGAAAUGGCGAAAGAUGAAACGGCCUUACCUUACCCCUAUCCACGCUGCGAAGCGUCUUCAAUGGGCCCUUACCUAUCGCCACUUUACACCGGAGGAUUGGAAAAGGGUUUUCUGGUCGGAUGAGACUACGAUUGAGCGUGGAUGCGGCGCACGAAAGGAAUGGAGCUUCGUUCCUCCUUGGAAGCAGCUUCAAGAGCGGCAAGAUGGCGUCCAGGUGACACUUUCAAAGGGGAAACAGAUUAAGCAGAUGUUUUGGGCCUGUUUCGCUGGCUCACCACGCAAGACUGGCCUUAUUCCGCUAUCCGGCGAUCCAAAUGCAGAUAAAAAGGGUAUCACUAAGGAGGUUAUCCACGAUCUUUACCAAAGAAUACUCCCUACCUUAUUGGAUAACGAGGAUGCGAUAUUCCAACACGAUAACGCGCCUACACACACUGCCAGAAUCAUCCAGGCCUUACUUAUCCAGCUUAAUAUUACUGUGAUGGAAUGGCCCCCCUAUUCGCCUGAUCUCAAUCCAAUUGAGAACCUCUGGGCGCUUCUUAAAGCCGAUAUACUAAGGAUUCGACCUGAUCUACCGGAGACGAUGCCACACCGUGUAGAGGAGGUUAUCAAGUACGAAGGCUGGCACACUAGUUAUUAA
Messenger RNA from Penicillium subrubescens, 975 nucleotides. RefSeq lists its product as uncharacterized. Gene Ontology annotation, biological process: DNA transposition; DNA integration. Bases 1 to 975 code for a protein of 324 amino acids. Gene Ontology annotation, molecular function: DNA binding. Lineage: Eukaryota; Fungi; Ascomycota; Eurotiomycetes; Eurotiales; Aspergillaceae. The transcript has 2 exons. The record is from RefSeq and is a predicted model, not a curated record.